Girardinichthys multiradiatus is the source of this 1055-nucleotide messenger RNA. It is a transcript of the gene mrpl11, whose product is annotated as mitochondrial ribosomal protein L11. The record is from RefSeq and is a predicted model, not a curated record. Lineage: Eukaryota; Metazoa; Chordata; Actinopteri; Cyprinodontiformes; Goodeidae. Gene Ontology annotation, biological process: translation. The coding region runs from base 368 to 955 and encodes 195 amino acids. Gene Ontology annotation, molecular function: structural constituent of ribosome; large ribosomal subunit rRNA binding. Gene Ontology annotation, cellular component: ribosome; mitochondrial large ribosomal subunit. The transcript has 7 exons.
GCUGCGCCCUGCAGGAUGCUGCUGACAGCGUGAAGGUGCAGGACAAGAGGCAGGUAUGAAAACACGGAGGUUAAUGUCGUUUAAGCCGUGUUUUAAGCAACUCUGGCGGAGCUGAAAGUGAAGCUCUGACUUUCAAACCCAUUAAAGGUAGCGUGGUUCUCACUCGGCGGCUGGUCUGCACUGCGAAGAGCUCUCAGGAAAGCUGCUUUUGCCUGGACGAUCGAAGGCAAAGAUCUUUUUAAUUACUUGCCUGGCGCAGAGUAGAAAAGGCUCGGGCUCUGCCUGUGGGUAUUCAUAUUGAUUGCUUUCAGUGGAUGCAUUCUCUGUUGACUCUGAGGAAGAUUUAAGGUUUUCCAAACAGACCAGAAUGUCAAAAAUUUCCAAGGCAGCAAAGGCGGUGAAGAAAUUGGAUGCAGGCAAUGUAAUCCGGGCUAUAGUGAGGUCAGGACAGGCAGCACCCGGCCCCCCACUGGGCCCCAUCCUGGGACAGAAAGGUAUCCCCAUUGGACAGUUCUGCAAGGACUUCAAUGAGAAAACCAAAGAGCUGAAGGAAGGCAUCCCACUUCCGAUCAAGAUCCAUGUCAAGCCUGACAGAACGUAUGACCUGAAGAUCGGUCGGCCCACCGUCUCUUACUUCCUCAGACAGGCAGCAGGAAUCGCUAAAGGUGCCGGUAAGACAGGCCACGAGACAGCCGGGAUGGUGUCGGUUAGAGCUGUGUACGAGAUCGCACAGGUGAAAGCUCAAGAUGAGUGCUUCAAGAUGAGAGACGCCUCCCUCGAGACGGUCGUCAAAAGCAUCGUCGGCUCGGCACGCUCGCUGGGAAUCAAAGUAGUCAACGAUCUUUCAGCAGAUGACUACAAGGUCUUCCUCGAGCAGAGAGAGGAGAAGUUGAAGGCAGACGCCGCAGCAUCUGCAGCCGCCGCAACAGAAGCCGUGUUGGGCAAGAAGAAAUGAAACCUUCGAUCCUCUCCUGUAUUUGUUUAUUUUGACUUUAUACAUACAUGUACUACAUUCUUGAAAAACCUGUGUUAAUAAAAGUUUUAUGUUAACAGAG